Messenger RNA from Folsomia candida, 1693 nucleotides. RefSeq lists its product as uncharacterized. The transcript is spliced from 2 exons. Gene Ontology annotation, cellular component: extracellular region. Lineage: Eukaryota; Metazoa; Arthropoda; Collembola; Entomobryomorpha; Isotomidae. Gene Ontology annotation, molecular function: protein binding; chitin binding. The record is from RefSeq and is a predicted model, not a curated record. The coding region runs from base 81 to 1529 and encodes 482 amino acids.
GAAGCAAAGCAGUCAACUAAUGAAUCUAAAUAAGUACAUACAAUUACACAGAAUUCCUUUGUAACAAGUAAGAUUUAAAGAUGGAUAUUUUUAACAUUUUCUUCAUAAUUUUGACCCACACCUUUGUGCAGGAGACAUUUUCCACAUUUGUUGCAGAAAUUUGUAAAGGAAAAUUGCCCAGUAAACUGCAAGCCUUCUCCGUCGCGUACGAUGGAGACGAUUCUAUUUACAUUUUUGGUGGCACUGGGUCAUUUUUUGACGACAAAGAUCGAGAGGUUAUUCGACGCUACUCAAUUUCAACGGAUCGAGUCGAAUCUUUCGCAAAGUUUUCACCAAAUCUUAUCUACGGAACUGCCAUGUAUAACCAGGCUGGAUUUUUCUAUUACUUCGGUGGUUACGAAUAUAGCGCUUCGGAAUAUUUUUCAAAUAAAAUCUAUCAGUUUCAUCCUUCAAACAAAUCCGUAAAUACUGUGGGGACACUGCUUCCAUUCCGAGUUUAUGAAAGUGCAGAUUUUCAAAUUAACUCUAGCACGAUAUACUUUUGGGGUGGUUAUGGAGACGAUCGAUUGCUAUUCAGUUAUAACGGAGUCACUUCGAGUAUUACCAAACUGCGCGACCUGCCAAUUUCUUACAAUACCGGAACGGCCCUUUACGACAAAAUUGGAGAAGUCGCCUACAUAUUUGGUAGUGAACCACGCCAGUCAAAUAAUACAGCAGCCCCCAUAUUAACAGGUGCCCCUAUCGUUGAGUACAACCCAAACAAGGAUACCUUGAAAAUUGUAUACUUUUCAAACUUUCCCGGCAUAACGUCGUAUAUGCGGGCAUCCCCUGUAUCGGAUGAUAAGCGAAGAGUUGGGUAUAUUGUUGGCGGAUAUAAUUCGAAUGGAACUAUUUUGCAAGUUAACUAUACCACGCUUCAUGUUUGUAACAUCUCGGUGCAAAAUAUUCCCGGUGCGGAAAAUGGGACAGUGUUUAAUCGAGCUGGGACCGUUUUUGUUCCAAAAUUGGAUCGCAUCUACAUUCUGGGAGGAUUACUCACACGGUUUAAUACAACCACAGAUCUAGUGGAAUCUACUACUGUGCUGGAGGAUAUAUAUUAUAUUGAUUUGCGUCGGGGGCAGGAUGCAACUGAGACGACGACCGCACCCACCACCGCCACACCGACAACACCCACUACUUCCAUACCGAUAAGUGCGGAUUGUGCGAAGAAGGCGGACGGAUUUUACCCAGAUCCAGAUUUUUGCAAAGCAUUUUUUGGCUGCUUGGCUGGGAAGGGGUCAGACUAUCUUUGUCCAAAAGAACUCUUAUUUGAUCCGGCUAAAUUAAAGUGCAACUUUCCUCACUUGGUCGUCUGCAAUUUCACCUGCAAAAACAAACCGAAUGGAAUCUAUGCAGACCCGAAUCCAACGAAAUGUGACACUUUCUUCGGCUGCAUGAAUGGGGUCAAAAAUUCAUUUAAAUGUCCAAAUUUACUCGUUUUUGACAGAUCCGAGUUGCGUUGUAAUUAUCCCCUUUUUGUUAAGUGCUGAAAUUCUAAGUAGUUAAAGUUAGGUAGUUGAGUUUAAAAUAUUGCAUCGAUUUUUUUGUGCAUGGCAAUUUGACACUACGAGUAAUCGGUGAAGUAAGAAUAGAUACCUGAAUGUGUAUUAUGGGUUUCUUUAAGUAUAUACAACAACUGACAUAAUAAAUAAAU